This is a messenger RNA of Fragaria vesca subsp. vesca, 965 nucleotides long. RefSeq lists its product as uncharacterized. The record is from RefSeq and is a predicted model, not a curated record. NCBI's taxonomy places the organism in Eukaryota, Viridiplantae, Streptophyta, Magnoliopsida, Rosales, Rosaceae. Gene Ontology annotation, molecular function: protein-disulfide reductase activity. The transcript has 8 exons. Bases 48 to 725 code for a protein of 225 amino acids.
GGUUUGUGUGUAACAGAAAGAAGAAGAAUAAGAAGAAGAUAGAGUAAAUGGCAUUGAGAGCAGCAGCAUGUACUGGUAUUGGAAGGCAAAGACAUUCAUGUCUGUUAUCGGUUCCGCGAUAUCUUCAGCUUCAGGCUCAUCUGCAUCACUCUGCUGCUCCUCCUCAGAGGUUGACGUCAUUUCCAAUUCAUCAAUCUGGGUUUAAAUUUGGAAUAAGAGCUAUAAGUGAAGCGGCUGCGAAUCCAAUUACUCCCAAGAAAGAAAAUGAAAGAGAAUCAACACCUGAGAAUUGGAAGAUUAAGAUGCUUUAUGAUGGGGAUUGUCCACUAUGUAUGAGAGAGGUGAACAUGCUAAGAGAGAGAAACAAGAGCUAUGGUACUAUCAAGUUUGUUGAUAUAAGCUCAGAGGACUACUCUCCGGAGGAUAAUCUGGGGCUAGAUUACAAAACUGUUAUGGGAAACAUUCAUGCCAUCCUCUCUGAUGGAACCGUAGUCACUGAUGUUGAAGCCUUCAGAAAGUUAUAUGAGCAAGUUGGGCUAGGAUGGGUUUAUGCAAUAACCAAAUAUGAACCUAUUGGAACAAUUGCAGGUGCUGUUUAUAGUGUUUGGGCUAAAUAUCGUCUCCAAAUCACAGGCCGACCACCUUUAGAAGAGGUUUUGGAAUUGCGGAAGAAGAGCAAGGGAGAAGUAUGUAAUGACAGAACCGAUUGUAAACUACCAAAAUAACUGCAGUAAUCAGGACGUUGGAAGUUCAACUUUUGGUUGCUUACACAGUUCCACUUGUAAUCUACUAUGUUAAGUGUGUGGGCCACAUCAAAUACUGCGACGUUCAUCAAGUGCCGGAUUAUAGAACAGAAAGGGGAGCUGCACUCUACAAGAGAAUUAAGAAACUUGUUGUAUAAGAAACUUAUAAGACUGAAGUAGACAUUUUGUUAUUAAUCAACCACAUAGAUUACAUACACCAUC